AUGGUCACCAACGGCCCCGCCGCCCGGCUUCCCCCCGCUUCCCCAGGCCCACCCUUUCCCGCCUCUUCCAAACGCACGUCAUAUCGACUCAACACAGCGUUCUUCCUGUUCGGUCUCCUCAACAACUCUCUCUACGUCGUGAUCCUCACCGCUGCAUUAGAGCUACUCCCGCAAGGUGUGCCUACGGGACUCGUCAGCUUUGCCAACAUCUUCCCCGCUCUCAUCGCCAAAGCUAUCUGGCCUUACCUGCUGCGAGGAGAGGUUCGUUACACGAAACGAGUAUGGAGCUGUGCAGCGUUGAGCUUUGCAGGGAUGCUGCUGGUAUCAUUCUUCCCGGCGCUGGUGAUGAGGCUGGUGGGGAUUUCGUUGGCGAGUUUCAGUUCGGGGUUGGGCGAGUUGACGUUUUUGCAGUUGAGUACGAGGUACGCUCCCAAGACUGAGGGGAGGAGGAGGAGGGAUGGGCUGAGUGCAGCGCAGAGAGCGGGUGCGGGGCUGGAGACGAAUUUUGCCGGGGACGCUGUAGGGUGGUUUGCGAGUGGAACGGGUGCGGCUGGGUUGGUAGGGGCGGCAGCUUGGUGGGUGGUCAGGCCGUUGGGAGUGCAGACGGGGAUGGCGAUCUUGAGUGUGCUGCCUGGAUUCAUGGUGCUGGCGUACGUGGCGAUCUUGCCUUCGGUCGAGCAGCUGUUGAAUCAAGACAAUGCGAAAGCUGCCGGAGAGUACGCACCCGUGUCGACCGAAGACGACACUGCGGAGAGGAAUUCGGAGGAUCGAGAAGCAGACGCCACCGUGGACGACGACGAAGGCCAAGAACACUCAACUACACCUCUCGCCUCGCCCCAGGACAUCAAGGUGCGGCUUUCGUUCCAAGAGAAGAUGUCGCUGCUCAAACCGAUGCUGCAGCCCUACAUCAUUCCCCUCGUCAUCGUCUACGCCAUGGAGUACACCAUCAACCAAGGCAUCGCACCAACGCUCAUCUAUCCCCUCCCCACGCCCUCAACCCAUCCUCUGCUCUCGCACAUCAUCCGCAAGUUGACCGACUACUAUCCGCUCUACCAGCUCGUCUACCAGACCUUCGUCUUUCUCUCCCGAUCCUCGAUCUCGAUCUUCAAGCUUCCGGCGAUCCCACGACACCUGCUGUGGCUACCAGCGGUAUUGCAGACGACGCUGUUGGUGGUUUUGAUGACGGAGAGUCUGUAUGCGUGGUUCAGGGCGAGUAUCGCGAGUCCGUUGGUGAUCGUCUUGAUAUGUGUCGAGGGGUUGGCGGGUGGGUCGGCGUACGUCAGUGUGUUCUAUAGUAUUGGUGUUGAUGAAGAGUCGAAGCAGGGGAUUGUGUUGCCAGCAACGGCGGAGGGCGAAGGAAAUGGAGAGGACGGAGAGGCGGAUGAGGCGUAUAGACUGGCCAAGAAGGCUCAGGAACACGAAUUCAGGAUCGGCUGCGUUGGCUUCGGCGACAGCUUGGGCAUCCUUGCAGCUAGCCUGAUCAGCAUGCCGCUCCAAGUGUCACUCUGCAACGCUCAAUGUGAUGUGUGCCAGUCAAAUCUGAUUCCUCGAGAGUGCAUCGAGUCCAUCUUCGUGAGGAUCUAA
Pseudozyma hubeiensis SY62 is the source of this 1584-nucleotide messenger RNA. RefSeq lists its product as hypothetical. NCBI's taxonomy places the organism in Eukaryota, Fungi, Basidiomycota, Ustilaginomycetes, Ustilaginales, Ustilaginaceae. Gene Ontology annotation, cellular component: vacuole; membrane. Bases 1 to 1584 code for a protein of 527 amino acids. The record is from RefSeq and is a predicted model, not a curated record. The transcript is spliced from 3 exons. Gene Ontology annotation, biological process: regulation of intracellular pH.